Messenger RNA from Drosophila montana, 3562 nucleotides. RefSeq names its product defective proboscis extension response 14 (gene dpr14). The transcript has 7 exons. NCBI's taxonomy places the organism in Eukaryota, Metazoa, Arthropoda, Insecta, Diptera, Drosophilidae. The coding region runs from base 403 to 1359 and encodes 318 amino acids. Gene Ontology annotation, biological process: synapse organization. Gene Ontology annotation, cellular component: neuron projection membrane. The record is from RefSeq and is a predicted model, not a curated record.
AAUUGCGUGCGUACCAAGAACGUUGUCGGCACCGGCAAAUGCGACAUGGGCAUAGAUAUUAUGAUAUCAUUAAAUUGAAUCGUUAUCAAUCGACGCAAAAAGCGAAUCAAUCCGAGAAACGAGACUCCAAUAUGGUUAGCUGCAAGCUAUAAGGAAUUCGAUUCCGAUUCCGUUGCAUUCACAGCUAUUCACGGGCAAAGAAACCAAGAAGAAGAAGAAGCAGCGCAAGAAGUAAAGAGAGAGAGAGAGAGAGAAAAACUUAAACAGUUUUCUGUGCAUUUUUGAUAGCCUUUGAAGCUAUUCAAAAGAUGUUGCUGAUUAGCUAAAAGCCAAAGGGACCGAGAGAAAAGUACAACAGCAAUUUAAUUGGGAUUCGAGUACAUUGUAAUCGUAUGCUGCGUGAUGAAAUCCCGAUUAUUUUGGAUAUUUGCAAUAAUAUACUCGUCGCUACAUCAGAUAGGUUCCGGAUCCACCUCGACGACAUUGAAACGUCCCCGAGCUGGAGAUCCGUUUGAUACGUUCCCGAAAAACUUCUGGCAAGAGUUCUCAUCGCCGUUCACAGACACGCCCGAAGAUGAAGAGCUGGAGGUUACCGAGACGACAACGCACGAGCCAUUCCCAUUUUUCGCCGAUCCGUAUACGACCAUCAAUAUAAGCACCCAGCUAUCGUCGAGCGUCUAUCUGCACUGUCGGGUCAAUGACCUGCAGGGAAAGACGGUCUCGUGGAUGCGACGCAAGGGCGAGGACCUGACCCUGAUCACAUUUGGCCAGCACACAUAUAGCGGCGAUUCGCGUUACUCGCUGGAGUUCGAGGAGCCCAACGACUGGAAACUCUUGAUACAAUAUGCCAACGAGCGCGACGAGGGCCCCUACGAAUGCCAGGUCUCCUCGCAUCCGCCAUUGGUGCUCCUCGUCUACCUAACUAUAAUUGUUCCUCAUGUGGAAAUUCUCGAUGAGCGAGGAUCGGCCACGCCGGAAAAGUACUACAAGGCUGGCAGCACAAUUGAGUUGCAGUGCGUCAUCUCCAAGAUACCGCAUCCAACGUCAUAUAUCACCUGGCGCCAUGGUCAACGUUUGCUCAAUUACGAUACCAGUCGCGGUGGCAUUAGCGUUAAGACAGACAUGCUGCCCGGCAGGGCCUUGAGUCGUCUCUAUAUAGCCAAUGCGAAUCGCCAUGACACCGGAAACUAUACCUGUAUGCUGGGCAAUGAGAUAACGGAAACGGUUGUUGUGCAUGUGCUUAAUGGUGAAGAGCCAGCUGCAAUGCAACAUGCGAAUGGGACUCGAUUUAUAUCCAGCCCCCUAACUAUGGUUGUGUUUUUUUUCGUAUUCGCGAUAGUCAAACCAUUUCAGCGAUGACAACAUUGUGAAUGGCCUAUAAAACUAUGAAAAAAAAAAAAGAAAAACUUUAAUAUACUUCGAAGAAGUGAAAGCGACAGAAGUAUUAUAGGGGAAAUGCAUAAGCCAAAAUAUGAAUCUUGUCCAGGAUUGCAUUUUCAACUUUUACUCGAAUCAUGGGUUGUUUACAAAUUAAAUCUAUAGCAUAAUUGAAUACUAAUUGUAAGUCGAAGAGAAACGUGUGUAUUUAAACAAAACCAAAAGGGCCGCAUCACAACUAAAUACAAAAAGGUCGUAAAUAAGGGCGUACCAAGGAAGGAGCAAACCGAAAAAAGAGAAAAACUAACCUAACCUACAAAUUGAGUUUUGCAAUUAGAAAUUGAAUGUGAACACAACCUAAAUUGUACAACAAGGGCCGUGUUUUUUGUUGGCUAACGUACCCCCUACCACCCUCCCGCCCUCCCUGCCUCCCUAUACGUAGAUAAUGCCUCAUGUUAAUGGUUGUAGCUUCUUGAAAUCGAACGGCAUAUCAGUUGGGAUCAUUGGAACAUUUUUGGCUGCAAUUAGUUAUAAACGAAUCAUAUUAAAGUUAUAAGUAAGCCCCAAUUUACUUUAAGUUAUCGGUAAACGGAAACCAAACAAAAAAAAACAACAAAUUAUAAAUUGAUAAAAUAUAUUUUGAUUUUUAUUGAGCAGCCCGUCUUCUAGAUAUACCACAUAGAUGUGCGUACUUAAAUAGUUGUUAUCCUCAUAUUUACACCAAGCGAAAAACCAAACAAGUAAGAGGUUCUAGUCGGGAGCUCCCGACUAGGGGAUACCCUGCACCCUCUUCUUCCAACAGGCGAUACGUAUAAAUAGAAAGAUACUUGAUAUAUAUAUACUAGCUCAUAUUAUUUGCCGGAAUUGCUCAAAAAACAGGAUUUCGAUACCGAUUUUUAUCGAUUACUUGGGAACGGGGCAAGCUAUCGAAUAUCGGAAACAAACUCGAUCUGCGCGGGCACUAGGAGGACCUACAGCUAAAAUUUGCAAGUCUCUGGCUCUUAUAGGUUCUGAGAUCCUUGCGUUCAUACAUACGGACAGACGCAUAGACGGACGGACGGACGGACGGACGGACGGACGGACAUGGCUAAGUCGACUCGUCUAUUGAUGCUGAUCAAGAAUAUAUAUACUUCCUUCUGCCUGUUACAUACAUUUGCACAAAUACAUAAUACCCUUUUUACCCAUUUUCAAUGGGUGCAGGGUAUAAAACAAGAGAAACAAACAUCAUUAUGCCAUUCAAAAUGGAUACAUAUCCUUUAAUUGAACAAAUUGUCGGUACUUCGGUGAACAUCCUUGGCCAGACCUACAUAGUACAUAUGUGGUAGCUCUUGCUCUUGCUGGCAACCAGAUAACCGAGUAUUGCGAAUUAUUACGGACCAAUCGGUAAAUUCAGAAUGAUUUCAUCCCCUCCCUCCCUACACAUUUCUUUGAUUGGGGCAUUAUAUGUCUGAUUUGGUAUAUAUAGAACAAAUUUCUAAUGUGCUUUGAACCCGCUUGCAUCAUUAUUGUUGUCACAUUCAUAUAUGUAUACCUAAAUCUAUUCUUUUUUUUACUCCCAAUUUCUAAACAUAUACUAAGAAAUCGAAAAUCGAAAAUCAAAACAAACAAAAACUUAAAGCUCAGCUUAAACUACACAAAAUUAAAUGUUAAGGAUAAAAGAAAAAAAAAAGAAAAGAAAAGAUAAGAAAAAGAAACUCGGCUAAUUUCGAAUGGUCCACAGUAGUUAUUGUAAAUUAUUCAAUUGAUCCCAACCAAAACGGCGGGUUGGUUCAUUAUGGUGUAUGCCCUUAAAUACAAAACAAAUGUUGGAGUGAGAUAACGAAACAAUACUUAGAGACUAAAGAAAAGUGUGACGAAACUUUUAGAAGCAUUUUGGUUACAGAAAAAAUAUUUAAGAAUUAUUACAAAUAAUUGAUAUUAUGAUAACUAUAAUAAAUAUUUAUGUAUGCGGCCAAUGUCAAUGUCAAUGUCAAAUGCCGUCAUUAAUAUAAUAAUGCAGAAAUUGUAUAAGCCACACAGACACACACACACACACACACACACUCACACACACACUCACACAUUUGUUUUUUCUAUUAAAAAAAAAUAAGGAAAACUUAAAUUCGAUUUAUGUAGUUUUCAUUUACAAUGCAGAACCAAAUAAAGAAUCUAUAUGUAUUUGAAUUGUAUUCAAAUAGUCGUUAAA